AUCAUUGGGAUUGAAAAUUCUCGUGACAGCUUGGUCCUUUCGAGCCGGAUCUCAAUACCUGCUUCUGUCGGUCCAGGGAGACACCGAAAACCGUGCACGGGCGGAUGAAAUAUCCGUAGAUUAAAGACCUGGCCCCUUUCUGAGGGUUCUUUACAGGCCGGUGGCGAACUGGUCUGCGACAGAAACGGUGACGAGAUCCAACCGACAUUGAAACCUCAGCUGCAAUAAUAAGAUGGAUUACUGCACCCGACAAAGUAAGGUCUCUUCUGGCAAGGUCAUGGUCACGGGGGCAGCUUAAUCCGAAAGUUUAUUCAUCCACCGACAAGAUCAGGAAGAUCCGCAGGAGAAGCUUGUUCCUGACAUCAUUUAUAAGAGGUUUAUAAGUGGUUUAUGGUCAUAUAAAAGGGAGCCUUUCAGCAUCAUAGUUCACAUCUAAGGGACGGACAAGUAGUGGUCUGAGUCAGAGAGGAGCCAAGAUGGGAAAGGACUUCCAUCUGUACGAGAACAUCUCUAAGGUCAGCCCAUUUGAGGGGCCACAGUAUCACCUGGCCCCAAUAUGGGCUUUCUACCUACAGACUGCUUUCAUGGGCUUUGUGUUCUUUGCUGGAACACCUCUAAACUUUAUCAUUCUCGUGGUGACAGUGAAGUACAAGAAGCUGAGACAACCGCUGAACUACAUCCUGGUCAACGUCUCGUUAGCAGGUUUCAUCUUUGUGACGUUUUCUGUGAGUCAAGUGUUUGUUUCUAGCGCGAGAGGAUACUACUUCCUGGGUUACACCUUGUGUGCAAUGGAAGCUUGCAUGGGUUCAAUAGCAGGGUUGGUGUCAGCUUGGUCCCUGGCUGUCCUUGCCUUUGAGAGAUAUGUGGUCAUCUGCAAACCCUUCGGCACCUUCAAAUUUGACAACAACCAGGCUCUGGCGGCUGUUGGCUUCACCUGGGUCAUGGGGAUCGGAUGUGCCACCCCACCGUUCUUCGGCUGGAGCAGGUAUAUCCCUGAGGGUCUGGGCUGCUCCUGUGGACCUGACUGGUACACAAACAACGAGGAGUACCACUGUGCCAGUUACACCAAAUUCCUUAUUGUUACCUGUUUCCUCAUGCCCAUGUCCAUCAUCUUCUUCUCCUACUCCCAGCUGCUGGGAGCACUACGGGCUGUGGCAGCUGCGCAGGCUGAGUCAGCUUCCACCCAGAAGGCAGAGAAGGAAGUAUCCAGGAUGGUGAUUGUGAUGGUGUGCUCCUUCAUUCUGUGUUACGGCCCCUACGCCCUGGCAGGCUUGUACUUUGCCUACACAACAAGCGAGAACAAAGACUACCGCCUGGUGACCAUCCCUGCUUUCUUCUCUAAAAGCUCCUGUGUAUACAAUCCUCUUAUUUACGCCUUCAUGAACAAACAGUUUAACGCCUGCAUCAUGGAGACUGUGUUCGGAAAGCAGAUUGAAGAGACUUCAGUUUCAGCCUCCAAGACUGAGGUCUCCACAGCAUAAACUGUGACGCUGGUCUCAGUCCAUCAGGAGCCCAUCCCCAACAGCCAACACCUGACCACCCCUUACCUCCACUGCUUCAUACCAGGAAGGUCCUACUGUCAGAGAACUUUUCCAAACUCCGUAGUAUUAUUCUUAUCAUAAUCAGUGUGUGAUUUGUAUAGGGUUUGUGGUGGUGUUGUUGGCCAUUUUAUUUCUUAUUCAUAUGGGAACACCCCUUAGCACACCAUGAGAGCCAAAAAGGGGUUUAUUUUCUCCUGCGCUUUCUUUCCCUCUUCCUCCUAUCCACCUCUCUCUCACCUCUCCCCCACAAAUCGCACCCUGUUUAAGACCGUAAUGAAUCAUGUACAUUUCAUUCUGAAUAUUGACCGAACCUGUCUGAUGAUGGCAUAUAUUAGCUUACCAAAGCUGCAGUCUAAAAAUAGCAAUGCAUGAAAAAAAAUGAAGAAAAAUACAAGUUUAGCAGUUUUAUUUUUGUAUCUCCGGAAUGGGGGGUCUUGGGGUGGAUUCAAUAAACCAUCUAAGGUUCCCUAACACUUGAUUGAAAAUGUGAGUUCAGGGCAAAUAGGGUUUAUUGAAUCUACCCCUUGAUGAAAUACUCAACAUGUUGAUUUAUUGUAACAUAUCUAAGGUAAAUAAAGAUUUAUAUUGUAUUACGAUGCACUUUUA
Molecule: messenger RNA, 2147 nt
Organism: Oncorhynchus mykiss (rainbow trout)
Lineage: Eukaryota; Metazoa; Chordata; Actinopteri; Salmoniformes; Salmonidae
Product: putative violet-sensitive opsin
Biological process (GO): phototransduction; visual perception; G protein-coupled receptor signaling pathway
Cellular component (GO): membrane
Molecular function (GO): G protein-coupled receptor activity
Source: RefSeq, a predicted model, not a curated record